CAGGACUACGAGCUGUUUAACUCCCAGCUGGACUCGAUGGAGGUCUGGGUCCUGGAGGCUGAGGAGGCUCUGAGGGCCCCGGACCCUUCUGGAUCCACAGAACCCCCCCUCAUCCAGAACCGCAUGCAGGAGCUGAAGAGUCUGAUGCUGAGGUUCAGCAGCUUGUCUCCGGAGCUGGACCGGGUCACUGAGCUCGGGUACCGGCUCCCUCUCAACGACCCGGAGAUAAAGCGUCUCCAGAGCCUGAACCGGAGCUGGAGCAGCGCCUCGGCCCAGACCACCGAGAGGUUCAGCAAGCUGCAGGCGUUCCUACUGCAGCAGCAGAGCUUCCUGGAGAAGUGUGAGACCUGGAUGGAGUUCCUGCUGCAGACGGAGGAGAACCUGGCCGUGGAAAUCUCUGGAAACAUGCAGAGUCUGACGGAGCAGCAGAAAGCCCACGAGCUGUUCCAGGCGGAGAUGUUCAGCCGGCAGCAGAUCCUUCACUCCAUCAUCAGUGACGGGCAGAGGAUGCUGGAGCAGGGACAGGUGGACGACAG
Molecule: messenger RNA, 536 nt
Organism: Notothenia coriiceps (black rockcod)
Lineage: Eukaryota; Metazoa; Chordata; Actinopteri; Perciformes; Nototheniidae
Product: nesprin-1-like
Exons: 4
Source: RefSeq, a predicted model, not a curated record